Messenger RNA from Elephantulus edwardii (Cape elephant shrew), 2255 nucleotides. It is a transcript of the gene TRAK1, whose product is annotated as trafficking protein, kinesin binding 1. Bases 216 to 2123 code for a protein of 635 amino acids. NCBI's taxonomy places the organism in Eukaryota, Metazoa, Chordata, Mammalia, Macroscelidea, Macroscelididae. The record is from RefSeq and is a predicted model, not a curated record. Gene Ontology annotation, biological process: endosome to lysosome transport; anterograde axonal transport of mitochondrion; neurogenesis. The transcript is spliced from 13 exons. Gene Ontology annotation, molecular function: GABA receptor binding. Gene Ontology annotation, cellular component: dendrite.
GCAACAGCACUGACCUUCCGGAAGUCGAGAUCAUUAGCCUGCUGGAGGAGCAGCUGCCCCAUUACAAGCUAAGAGCCGACACCAUCUACGGUUAUGACCACGACGACUGGCUCCACACCCCCCUCAUUUCUCCAGACGCCAACAUCGACCUCACGACCGAGCAAAUCGAAGAGACGCUGAAGUACUUCCUUUUAUGUGCUGAAAGAGUUGGCCAGAUGACUAGAACAUAUAAUGACAUCGAUGCUGUUACUCGUCUUCUUGAGGAGAAAGAGCGCGAUUUAGAAUUGGCUGCUCGCAUUGGCCAGUCGUUGUUGAAGAAGAACAAGACCUUAACCGAGAGGAACGACGUGCUGGAAGAGCAAGUCGAACACAUCAGGGAAGAGGUGUCCCAGCUCCGGCACGAGCUGUCCAUGAAAGAUGAGCUGCUGCAGUUCUACACCAGCGCCGCCGAGGAGAGCGAGCCCGAGUCCGUCUGCUCAACCCCAUUGAAGAGGAACGAGUCCAACUCCUCCGUCCAGAACUACUUUCAUCUGGAUUCUCUUCAGAAGAAGCUGAAGGACCUCGAGGAGGAGAACGUCGUGCUAAGAUCUGAGGCCUGCCAGCUGAAGACAGAGACCAUCACCUACGAGGAGAAGGAGCAGCAGCUGGUCAACGACUGUGUGAAGGAGCUGAGGGAUGCCAACGUCCAGAUCGCCAGCAUCUCAGAGGAACUGGCCAAGAAGACUGAAGAUGCGGCCCGUCAGCAGGAGGAGAUCACACACCUGCUGUCCCAGAUUGUGGAUUUGCAGAAGAAGGCAAAGGCGUGCGCGGUGGAGAAUGAAGAACUCGUGCAGCACCUGGGGGCGGCGAAGGAUGCCCAGCGACAGCUCACAGCUGAGCUGAGGGAGCUGGAGGACAAGUACGCAGAGUGCAUGGAAAUGCUGCACGAGGCCCAGGAGGAGCUGAAGAACCUGCGUAACAAGACCAUGCCCAACACCACGUCCCGCCGCUACCACUCGCUUGGCCUGUUUCCCAUGGACUCGUUGGCCGCGGAGAUCGAGGGGACGAUGCGAAAGGAGCUGCAGAUGGAGGAGCCCGAGUCUCCAGACGUCACUCACCAGAAGCGUGUCUUUGAGACCGUGAGGAACAUCAAUCAAGUCGUCAAGCAGAGGUCUCUGACCCCCUCACCCAUGAACAUCCCCGGCUCCAACCAGUCCUCGGCCAUGAACUCCCUCCUGUCCAGCUGCGUCAGCACCCCCAGGUCCAGCUUCUACGGCAGUGACGUCACCAACAUUGUGCUCGACAACAAGACCAACAGCAUCAUCCUCGAAACCGAGUCGGACCUGGGGAGCGAGGAGCGCAAGAAGCCUGGCACGCCGGGCACCCCGGGCUCGCACGACCUGGAGGUGGCCCUGCGGCGCCUGUCCCUGCGCCGGGAGAACUACCUGUCGGAGCGGCGCUUCUUCGAGGAGGAGCAGGAGCGCAAGCUGCGCGAGCUGGCCGAGCGGGGCGAGCUGGCCAGCGGCUCGCUCACGCCCACCGAGAGCAUCAUGUCGCUGGGCACGCACUCGCGCUUCUCCGAGUUCACCGGCUUCUCCGGCAUGUCCUUCGGCAGCCGCUCCUACCUGCCCGAGAAGCUGCAGAUCGUCAAGCCGCUGGAAGGUUCUGCCACCCUUCACCACUGGCAGCAACUGGCCCAGCCUCAUCUCGGGGGCAUCCUGGACCCCCGGCCCGGUGUGGUCACCAAGGGCUUCCGGACGCUGGACGUGGAUGUGGAUGAAGUGUACUGCCUUAACGACUUUGAAGAAGACGACACAGGUGACCACAUUUCCCUCCCGGCCCUAGCUACCUCCUCGCCAGUGAAGCACCCAGAGACCUCAGGUGAGAGGUCCCGAGCACGUGUGACCGUCUCAGGCAGCAGAAGUUACCCGAGCCAGCCUCAGGCUUUCCCCGAGGAGAUCCAGGAGCCGCCAGUGGCCACCAAGGAGGAGGAGGAUGAGGAGGGGUCUGGUGAGGGCAUCGCCAUAAGUCCUGUAAACCUGGCACCUUCACUGGAGGCGGAGUCCUGGGCCAUCCUCACCUCUGUCCCGGGCACCAUCCAUAGUGGCUCUGUGUGUGUAGCUUCCGCUCGUCUGUGUGGGUGACGCUCCAACCGACCGUCCCUGUGUGUGUAACACAGUCGGAGACCUCCGUAGUGCGAGUGGGUGUAGCACCUAGCCCACCACGGAGACACAUGGCCCAGUGGAGCUCUCCACGUGGGCGUGGGAAAGGCUGCU